AUGUACAGUCAACCCUUUCCGCAAAACAGUCUGUACGGCGCUCCUAACAUGAUGCCCUAUCAAGGUAUGAUGCCCUCUCAGGUAUCUCCUCAGGGAACUCCGGGAAUGAUGUCCAACUACAAUCCUAAUCCUAACCGUGGGGGCUAUGAUGUGCCGCAGAUGGGUCGACAGAUGGGACAGCGACCACCACCGCGUCCACGCAACAACGAGAUAGGCGAAGUAAGCCGUGUUAUUCAUAUGCGCAAUAUAACUCCCAACGUAACUCAACUGAGUAUUCAGAGCCUUGUUCAGAACUUUGGAAACAUAAAACACAUCGUGAUGCUUCGACAAAUGAAUCAGGCACUCGUAGAGAUGGAGUCCACCAAAAGUGCACAACAAUUGGUGGAUUUUUUCAGAGAAACAGGUUAUGCUGAAAUUGAUGGUCGUCGUGUAUACAUUCGCUACAGCAAUCAUCAAGAACUUACUGCCACUCAACAUACAAGCAAGACUUUGUUGGUGUCUAUGUUUAACACUCAAUAUGAUGUGUCUGUCGCAGCGCAAAUCACCCCAAUGGUUGUUUACCAGAUCUUUGGAAGCUACGGCACGGUACAAAAAAUUGUUGUCCUUCCCAAGAAUGAAUCCAGUCAGCGUAAUCAUAACCGUGUGCAGGCCCUGGUACAAUUUGAUUCUAAGGUGACGGCAGAAAAUGUGAAGAACACUCUUCAAGGUCAACCUGUUGCAAUUGGUGAUACUAUUACUUUUACCCUUGACAUUCAGUUCUCUCGCAUGGAUGACAUAAAAACCAGCAACCCUGCCAUAUCGCUAGUGAUUAACGAGGACGGCACACCACAAACACCGCAGCCGCAGCCGCAAUCACCACCACAAGCGCCACAACAGUCGCCGCACCCGCAACCACAGCAGAUGCAACAAAUGCAGGGAGGAAGUAUGUACCCUGUUAUUCCCCAGCAGUGGAGUUAA
This is a messenger RNA of Trypanosoma theileri, 957 nucleotides long. Its product is annotated as RNA-binding protein. Gene Ontology annotation, cellular component: nucleus. The transcript has a single exon. Gene Ontology annotation, biological process: regulation of RNA splicing. Gene Ontology annotation, molecular function: mRNA binding. The coding region runs from base 1 to 957 and encodes 318 amino acids. The record is from RefSeq and is a predicted model, not a curated record. NCBI's taxonomy places the organism in Eukaryota, Euglenozoa, Kinetoplastea, Trypanosomatida, Trypanosomatidae.